AUGUUAUUGAAUAACGACGCGUGGAGUCCCAGCUGGAUUCGCGGUAGCAAACUUGAGGAGAUAGUUUGGAUCGCGAAAUACGUGUUAGCGUGGUGUACUGGCAUUAACAUCGUCUUCUUCAACAUCAACGAGAAGAAACUUAGCUUUCGUUGGUGUUGGAACAGCGACUCUGGAGAAGGUGCACGAUGUCUGUCUGGUCAUUCGAAAUUUCCAAUCUUCGCUUUUGCCGAGAAGACGAUGCAGCCCAGGAUUAUAGUCAUAUCAUAUCCAUCGAUGACGAAAGUUUCUGAAUGCACCGGUGGAUGUCCAUCGGGAUACUUGGCCACUGCAUUUACAGCACAAGAUUACAUGGUCUCCGUUGGUUUUUAUCCUCAUUUUUCUAUGAUCGUUUGGAAUUGGAGAACUGGAGAGAAGAUUAUUUCUGUGAACACCCAUAUACGGGACGAAGUUGGACAGAUACUUAGGAUUACUCAAGCUGAACCCAGUGUGAUCGCGCAGAUGGGUAAAACUUGUGGAACGAUGUUCACCUGGGAGUUGAAUAUUGCUGGAAAUGUUGCUGUUUUAAAAGACCACGAAGUGCAGCUUCCUAAUCACGAAAAGAUCGCGUGGAUAGACUGGUGUCCAACUUCUAGCGAGCCUCUGUUAGCCAUCACAGACACCUUUGGGCACGUUUUCCUCAGCAACUACGACGGCAGCAACGUCUAUCGGAUCGUUUUAUCCCAAAGAUGCGGUAUUUGCACGGACAUCGACUUGCCGUUGGUGCACUGGUUCCGAGACGGUAUCGUACUGCGGACAACCUUCUGUCAAAUCCGAUUUUACGUGAAGAACGUCAGAAAAGACAAGUGGCAACGAACGUGGUACGUGACAUCUGUAACCAAGCCUUAUAUCGUUGUCAUUCAUCCUUCGAACAACAACCGGUUCUUCUACCACACGUUCGAGGGAUAUUUGAUGCAAAUUGAUUUCUUCGAAGAGGACGAGAAUCCCAGGAUCACCAAGUAUUUGGAUUAUGGAGCAAUUCAUCGAUUCGUAGAUUUUGUAUACCCUUGGUGUCAUCAUUUGGUAGUGACGGAUGAAUCGAAGGGGUUGUUGAUUCUGGAGUGUUACAGUGGAACACCAGUGUCCACGUUCGAUGCAGAAAUCGAUGGCGAGGUAGCUUGCCAAGUCUCUCACCCGGACUAUCCGAUGAUCGUCCUGGGAACGACGCAGGGCGAAGCGAUCUUCCUGAGCUUCGUUCAGCCUAUUACCCCUACGAUAGUGGCUAGCUUAAAGCUGCAAAGGGAACCUUUAGAUUUGAUUAAGUUUUCAUAUUCUGGAAGAUUCCUGAUAGCAGCCGAGAAAGCAAGCGGCAACUGCUACUGCAUCAACCUGCAUCGCGAGAAAGCAUACACGGUGCAAACUCUAAUCCGUGUCCAACGUUCGAUUACCGAUCUUUUGGUCUAUGAAGCAUUCAGAAAACUGAGGGUGCUGGUGUUGUUCGUUGGAGUAGCGCAAUACGAAGUUGGUCAGCAACUGAUGGUAUACGAGGUGCAAGAAAAUCAGAAUCUGGUCACCGAUGUAGUCGAAAUACUUGAUUUACCCGGGGUUUAUCGUGCAAUUUCUUAUGUUCCUGGAAAUCCGACGCUGUUCGUCGGAUCUCCUUAUCUGACACGUCAACUGAGGGUGCAAAAGGUGCAAGACUACAAGGAUGUAAUUAUGGUGGAUGGUCUUGCCACGGGACAUCAAGUUAGACUGGCUAAUAUCUUUGUCGAUCGAGCGUGGAUCAGCACUACAGCUCUGGAUGGAUUGGUCCUGGUCAGGGACAAAACUGUCCGACAGUUACAGACCUGUAUUAUGACACACCAUAGAACUGACUUUGGUACCGUCAAGGCGAUGGUGAACAGGAAUGGAGAUUUCAUAGUGUGUAUUGGGUACAAUGGCUCUUUGGUUGCUGUAAGAAGCGUUCCUGCUGACAAUAAGAAGAAUACUGCCACUCCUGGUGACGAGCCUUUCAUGUACAAGGUAGACUACGGUCUCUACGAGAAAUACCAAAGGAAAAUCUUCUCCGAUUACGUCACUCUGGACCCCACAGCUUACGGUAUACUGACUCGUCGGAGAUCGGUGUUUCCUGGUCCAAAACAGAAAGACAAAACAUGGUCGGAGUGGCGCGAAGAGUUUCAAAUUCUUCAAGAGACAGAAACGUGCAAGGAAGAGAAGGAGAAAAUUCUGCAAGAUUUCAAGGCAUUGAAAGGCAAAGUGAAAAAGUUGGUCGAUGAGAACGAGGUCUGUCCAAAAAUAGAAAAACUUCCGGUGUCUUCGUUCGACUUGGAUAAAGCAGGUCGUGAUCACAAAUUGAAAGCAGGUCGAGACGACUGCGAGGACCUUCGCUUAAAAUUAGAACACGACAUCGGCGAGAUGAAGAGGGUGACAAGUUGGAUUCGAGAGACUUUUUGGAAUCCUCAGACGAUUCUAGGUAAAUCGAUAAUCGCCAUAUUUGACACCGAACACGUCACCAACUAUCCUUCGGUUGCUGAAAAUUCAAACGUCAAGUAUCGUCUCCAGUUGGCCACCUUCUACAAGGAAGUUAUAGAAACGAUCGUAGAAAACGAAACUUUCCGACCUUGGCAACUCUAUGAUAAAGAAGAACUUGAAAUCGAAUUGGACAAACGAUUGAAAUUGAAACAAGAAGAGAGAAGAAGGAUCGAUUUGUUGUUCGAGGAGGAAGAGGACGAAGAGAUCGCCGAAGAAGAUACAAAAGAAGAGAUAGCAAUGGAAGGUACGACUACACAUCGGUUUAUCGCGGCGUCGCCGUAUUAUUCUCAGCUGGAAUGUUACGCUUUUGACCAGCUUCUAAUAAACAACUAUUUGCUGAUGCACGAUUGCGCCGAACUUCGGAUACACUUCAAUCGCGCGUUCGAUGAGAUGUACGAGAAAAAAGAAAGGGAAAUGAACAUGAUACAGGCACGAAUCGAGAGAAUACGUCAUAUCGACUCGGAACUGAGAAGCAUGUUCGGUCAGCACGUGCCACGUGUCCCUACUGAUCCUAAAUGGCAUUGGAAGGAGAGGCCGGAAGAUAUUAUCAAGGUGCUCGAUCACGAAGUGAAGGCAAAACCUUACGUUUCCCCGUCGCAACAAGAGAUCUUAGACAAGCAGGCGGCCGAGGAAGAACGAAUCAGACAGUUGUUGUUAGCUGAUGAUUUUCGCGAACGCGCUUUAAUGACGAUGAUGGGUGGCGUACUGGAGGUUCGAUGGGAGGACACCAUCAAGAUAGACGUACCUAAGCCUGCCUGUAUGCUUCAAAAGAAACCGGAAGAUUAUACCGCGGAAGAUCUUCAAGUCGUGAAACAGUACGAGAAGGAUGUGCAAUUUUUGCAGGAAGAACGGGAACGUUACAAGAGGAUGCUGGAGACGGAAUACGUCAGGGUGAUGGGACUUCUUCAAGAAGGGAUCGAUAAAUUUAAUGAAAAACUGAAUGAAUUAUUCAAGCUGAAGAUGAACAUCGAGGCAGCCAUAAACCAGAUGAAUCUCCGUUACAUCCGUGGGUAUAUACAAAUUUAUAAUCGAGAACAAUCGUUGCAAGAGGAAAAGAAAUUAAAAACACGAAUUACGGAGAAAGAGGAAUACGAGAAUACCCUGAAGAGUGAUUUACAGACCUAUCAGAACGUCCACCAGCAGCUGAUCGCGAAAUACGAGUUACUAGAUCACAAACAGAAAGUAAUGUUUAAAAGAUUUAAAUCCGAAUUCUCGUCUAUGAGCAAAUUGAACCUGGAACUACUCGAGCGUCAAUACAAACGUCGUCCAAAGACUAACCUAAAGAACCUUGGCCCUUCGGAAUUGCUGGAGCUUGGACAUCACGUGUUGAAGAAAUCACGACCAAUUUUUUUACCAUCAGAAUGCAACGAAUAUUUGAAGGCCUUGGAUCAUCUGGACGUUCGACCGACCACCCUACCUCCAACCAUAGACACCUCGCAGUGGGAUCAUCUGAUUCGUCUGAGACGUUUGAAAAUCGAUGCAGAAUUUAAGACGAGAUCUAAACAGGUGCAAAUAGUGGAGGCGGAAACUGUGAUCCUCGGAUUUGAACAGAGGAUCGAGAAGUGCAAAGCCGAGGUUGAGAGAACGAAGAAGAAUCUCGAGGAAACUCGGGGACGUCGAACGAUAUCUAACCUGGACGUGGAGAUACAGCUGGUGCUGAAGAUGGGACAGGUCGAGAUAGAUACCAGCGGAAAUAUGAAAGACACCGAAACCGCGAUCCUGAUCUCGCACAACGAGAUCGAAUCCGUGAACGAGCUGAUCAGGGCCGCGGGUGCGUGCAAGCUGAAAGCUUUGUCUCAGUUGUUGAAUUUUCAGCAAGGUACACUGAUGAAACAAUGGGAGCACGAGUGUAAACGAAAGCGUUUGGAGGAUCUACAAGAGGACUUGCGGUUCACAGAAUCGGUGACGGUAACCAAAGAGAUGCAGUUGUUCUUGAAGCGUAAGGCUAGGGGUAUGAAAGAGGACAAGACGCAGCAACAGCUGGCCGAACACAUCAAGGCGAUGAAGCAGGGAUUCGAGCAGAAUCUCGAUGAACAGAAGGAUCGAUUGCAGUCGAUCCAGACGGAGAUCGAGAGCACCAGGAGCAAGAACAAGCAGCUCGAUCAACAGAUCUUGGAGAUGAACGUGGCGAGGUGCGAGAUGGAGCAACGUCGCGAUCUUAUCGGCGAGGCGAGGCAACAGGAACACGCGGAGAAGAAGCUGAAGAUGAUCAUGAAGCGAGCCGCGCUGAUCAAGAAGCUGCAGGAUAAUUACGCGGAGUUGUUGGAGCUGCAAACCGAGCACGAGCUGCUCAGACUUCGACGAUAUCCGACCUUCGGUUUCAAGAUGCUCGACGACAAGCCAAAACCGAAGGACGACGAUCCUCCGUCUCGUUUUGAUUUUUGUCCUUGCUGA
Molecule: messenger RNA, 4902 nt
Organism: Osmia bicornis bicornis
Lineage: Eukaryota; Metazoa; Arthropoda; Insecta; Hymenoptera; Megachilidae
Product: cilia- and flagella-associated protein 43
Exons: 8
Coding region: 1-4902 (1633 amino acids)
Biological process (GO): cilium assembly
Cellular component (GO): axoneme
Molecular function (GO): protein binding
Source: RefSeq, a predicted model, not a curated record